GCCUGUCCUUGCUUGCGCCAUGAGCUUGGACGCUGGCAACAGUGAAGUGGCAUUAUGUUCGCCCAUGCCUGCCCCUGCCGACCCCGCAGCUUCGGACUCCGAGAUCCUAACGGAGCAAAGCGUGGAAGUCACCAUGUCCGACCGAAGUCCCCGCACCGGAGAGAUCCAAUUGGCAUCGCCGGACGUCACUCCCAAAUCUGUGGAGGCUGGCAGUCGUCGUUCGAACACCUUGGAUUCGUGCGCUGGCUCGCCGGAAGCGAACUCUGGCACGGAAGCCAACGACUUUUGCAUCGUCUCUGCCGAUGGUAGGACGAUCUCCGAGGAACACGAGACAGGCUGUCCCAGUGACCUGGAGAUUGCGUCCAGCGAGUCGCAGCCAGAUCUGGAGGAGGAGAUGCCCUUGCACUUCAAGAGCCGUUUGGAUGGCAAAGAGCAUUAUGGGCAGUUGAUCCGAAAUGUGGAGCUGCUGGGACGACGCUACCUGGUGGUGCGCACCGAACCCUCUGUGGAGGAUUCGCACCAAGGACUGAGAUCCAUCAUCCACGUCUUUGGCUUGGGCUACUUGAAUCCGCACCAUGACGACAUUGUGAUGUUGGACAGGCCCAAGGUGUCUGGAGAAAAUGGUGACCACAGUGAUGCGGAGGCGAAUCAGGACACGAAACUUUCCGCUGAGGGACGCACGGUGGAGGAGCCGGGGAUUUUUGUUCCAGACCAUUCGCGAUUUCGGCAGAAAGAGCUGCUGGGCAGUGGAGGCUUUGCUGAUGUCUACAGGUACGAGCAAUUGGAUGCUGAUGGUCGAGGGGUGGAAUCCUAUGCAGUCAAGGAAGUGGAUCUGCAAAUCUUGUCAUCGAGAGUGGGCGCUGACCAGGAGAGAUUGGUCCGAUGGGUUGCACGCCUGGAAUUUGAGGUGCGCAACCUGCUGAAGCUUCGUGGCCAUCCGGGCGUGGUGAAGGUGCAGGAUGCCUUUGCUUUCAGACGGAAAUUCUACAUCGUCAUGGAGUAUGUGAAUGGUACCGACCUUGGACGGAGGCUGAAAGGACGAGGUCGCCUUUCUGAGAUGGAAGCCCGUGGUCUCUUCGCCCAGAUGGCUGAAGCCCUUCGUCACAGCCAUGCCCUGGAUGUGGUACACCGGGACUUCAAACCGCACAACAUCCUGCUGGCCAGUCCGCUGCGACCUGGACAACCUGAUGUGGUGAAGCUGGUGGAUUUCGGCCUCAGCAAGGACAUCAGUGGAUGUUCCUCGGGCACUUCAACUCCCUUUCUGGGAACCAAGUACUACAGGGCGCCGGAGACGCGGCAUACGUUGCCGGGACAGGAGAACUAUGAUGCGGCCAAGGUGGAUGUGUUUGCCUUGGGCGUGACGUUGUACGUGAUGCUGGCAGGCUCCCACCCUCAAGAAGGUGAAGAGGUGAACGAACUUACCCUUCGCGGAGCGGCCUGGCAGCGUGUCAGCAAGGAGGCUCAGGAGCUGCUUCUGGGCUUGUUGAAACAUGAGCCGGAACAUCGACUGAGCUUGGAUGAUGUCAUCGAGCAUCCCUGGCUCAGCGCCAUUUGGGCCACCUCUGGAGAGAAUGAGGAACCUGGUGAUGCUGAGGAUCUUCCAGAUGAUGAAAUCGGCCCUGCCCCGCUGGGCCCCAUGGGCCCCAGCUUCCUGGCUGCCUUCCCGGAAGCCCCGGCCACGUCCUGCGCAGCCAAGAUCCCGGCCGAAGGUGGCAGCAGCCAUGGGAGCCCUGUGCAAUCCGCCGCCAACGCACCCGGCUGGGGAAAUGUGCUGUCUUGGCUACACGCAGAUGCGGCCUCAGCAGAAGCUCAGCAAGUGUUGUCGCAUGUGGGUGUGCCAGCUCCUCCCACUGUGGCCUUUGGUCGCGCGCCGUUGAUGAACCCAGGGAAGCGUCCGAUGGACAAGGAGAAGCGCGCAACUGUGCAGGAUUCCGAUGAUGCGGUAACUAAUGCUACUGCAGUUACGGAGGCAGAUCGGGAUUCUCCAGCAGCCGAAAAGUCGGAAGCUGCCCCCGCACCUGCGGGAGCUGCGGCACCUGCAGGGCGCAUCAAAUGGAUUUCUUGUGCCCCGCGCUUUGCAUCUGUGUGGCGCUUCGCACAGGCCGCCGCCGAGUCGCCAGCGCCUUCGCCGGCACCCUCGCCGGCGCCAUCCUUGCCACCGUCGCCGUCCCCAUCUCCGCCUCAGAUGGGAGAUCAGGGCGAACACAGCGCCCGCGGCGACGCCCGGGGCGACGCCCGUGGCGAUGGGAGAAGUGCGCGCGAUGGAAACACCUCGGUGGCUCCAUCCAGUAGCUCCAUGGCUGAGUACCGUGGAGCAGAACGUGAUUCAGUGAUCGGAUUUGUACAGGCUCCAAGGAAACUUGCAGUGGAUGGUUCUAUGGUUACCAUCACUCGUUUCCAGCGAGGCACCCGCCACCGGCCUUGGGGCUUUAUCUCGGAGACUUGUAGGAAAGUCGGCUUCACGAGCCGGGAGGAAGCAAUGAGAGCUGCAGAAGAUGCACUGCUGGGGCGGCAGGCGCGGGGAACGCCCCAGGCUGGGAGGUUGCCAUCCGGUGCAUCUGCCGAUCCCGACCUCCCAACCCGGCGGUGACCUGUAGGAGGUCUGAGAAAUUCGAACUUGGUGAUUUGGCGACGCACAGAUCGUGACGGAGUUUUCUAUCAACUGGUCCAUUUCUGGUCCAUUUCUGGUCCAUUUUUCUGUGAGACUUGACGCAGUUUUCUUCGACCCGUGUUAGAUGCUGAAUCUUGAUAGCUUGGAUCAGUCAGAGAGAGAAGAUCUGGAAGUGCAAUGCCCCCAUUGCUGCCGGAGUUUGCGCCCCGCCAACGGACACGCCUGGCCAUUCUUUUUGUGACAGCGAUGAAGUCCUUGAGAUAUGCUGGGGAAAGGGUAGAAUGUGGAGGGCCGUCGCAUUCUUCCCAUUCUUCCCAUUUUUAGUGCGAGAGUGAGACACCAAACAGAGUAACAAAUUGAGUUGUUCAACGGCCGGACAUUUGGCUGAACUCACAUUGAAAUUGUCCAGGCUGAUGGCUGAUGGGAGAAGAAGACGGACAAAGAUGACGUGUCGGCCAAUUGAGGCAGUUUGGAAAUAUUAUCACCAGUUUCGAAAGAGAUACCUGUUCUGGGGCAUCCCUUGACAUUUUCAGAUUGUGUUUCUCCAACGGUUUUUGGGAACUUAAACCACAGUGACGGCCAAACAGCAAAGGUUUUUGUCCCUGAACGGAGCUGGUAACGGCUUUCGGGAAAGGUUAGGGGUUCCAGAAGCUACCAAUAGGGGAUGUGAAAACUCUACCUCUUGCUUUCCCUCCAGACAAGUCGGUUGGAUUGCAAGGUCAAGGCCAAAGGUCAGGGAAAAAAGGUGCUUGAUGCAAAGAAAGCAAUAAUGCGCCGCAGAAUCCACAUGCGAGCGCCACUGAAACGAACAUGACAGGCAUCGGCUGUUGGUCACGCUGUUGUCCUAAGGCCAAUAGGGUGAUGAGAUGGCCAGUGGAGUUCGUGCAGGGAACGGUCUGAUGGUCGGAUGAGUUGGAUUCUCCACAGCGGUUCAGUUGGAGCCUCGCCCCGCCCCGCUGCGAUGCUGCAAUGCUGCAGCCAGGAAAGCCUCAGUUGAAAGCUGCACCCAGCUGCACCCAGCUGCAGCUGCACCCAGCUCCAAGUGUUGCGCCUGCCGUGACAGCUGAGAUCAGCUGAGCCUUGGGCCAGAGCUCCGGCGAUGUCAUGGCCUGUUUCUUUCCAAGUGGGGCUGUAUAUAGCUCUUUUGUAGCCUUCAUUCUGGGCCGUUCCUGCAGAAGAUGGACGGGCCAGUGUAUGAUAGUGUACCAGUAGUUGGCGAGACAGUGCAAGGAUGCUUUGGGACAAA
Molecule: messenger RNA, 3857 nt
Organism: Cladocopium goreaui
Lineage: Eukaryota; Dinophyceae; Suessiales; Symbiodiniaceae
Source: the annotation of a GenBank genome assembly